GUUUACUUGCUUUUUACUCAGUUUUAUUUCUCUUUCUUCACAUCGUUGCCUGAUACAAACACAACAACAAACACAUGUUUAAUUUUCUCUCUAUGAGUCUUCUAAUUCAUAUCAGACCAAUCAUCUCUCUUCUUUUCUUCAAAUGACCAUAUAUUGCAUGCUUCUCCUACUAAAUUUUGAAACUAGAUGAAAUCUUAAAUCUUUGAAAUGUUAGAUACCCACCACCAAUCUAUAGUAUACACAGCAACAACAUCAAAAAAAGAAAGAAAGAGUAGUAACUUCAUCUUGUUGGAGCUCCUCGUCAAUUAAUGAAUCAUUCUGCAUCUCACAACCACCAUUGAUGGAACUUAUCAACUUGUUCCUUUCUCCUUUAUCAUCUUUUUCUUUUCUUGUAAAAAAUCCUGUAUUUUUUCUUUUUCUGGAUUUUUUCUUUGCAAGAUCUAAUCUUUAUGAUGUUUCUGGAAUUUUUUUAUUUACAAGAUUUAUUUUUUGUUUGAAACCGCUUGAAUCCAUCCGUUCAACCCGUAACCCGUUGGACCCGAACCCGCCUAACCCGAGGUCCAAAAUUGGUUUGAUAUGGGUUGCUCUUCUCCACCCGUGAAUUGGGCCGGUUUGAGGUUUUGGGCCCAUACCGACCCAAACCGGCCCGUUGUCCACCCCUAGAUAUAGUUAUCCAAUAUCUCGUAAAGCAUUAAAUGGCUGCCACAUACUCAAGUGACAAAAGUCCAUGUCACAUGCAACCAAAAGCAAACAACUGGUUUUCAUUUUUCAGUCACUGAGCUAACAACAAUUCUAGCAAAAAUGGAAGCUAUUGUAAAAUCUAUCUACCUUACAAGAAUUCCAAACUCUCAAACUUGUUCUGCUUCUCUGUUUAAUCCACCACUCUUAUUGCAAUCUAAUGCCACUUCAGUAACUUUCAAUUCAGCAACACAUCAUUUGCACAAGUGCUUUAUUUCUCAGCAAAGAUACGGUGUUUUACUUUCCAAAUCAAAAGAAAAGGGGAACUUGGGAGCUAUACAGGCAUCAGAGGCUGCAAGCCCAACAACAACUGUUACAGAAAGAUGGAUUCUUGAACCAAUUGGAGAUGGUGAUUCAAGGCAUAUAGGCUUCAAGGUUGAGAGGCCAGGUGCAUAUGAAAUUGCUUCUAGCGAAGUGACCGUAGGACGUGUUCCAGACAAAGCUGAUCUGGUGAUCCCAGUUGCAACAGUGUCUGGCGUGCAUGCACGCAUUCGGAAAAAACAAGACAAUCUUCUAGUUAUAGAUUUGGAUAGCACCAAUGGGACAUACGUCGAUGAUAUAAGACUGAGACCUGGAGUAGUUACCACUGUAUCUUCUGGGAGUUGUAUUACUUUUGGGGACACUAAUUUGGCUAUGUUCCGUGUAUCAAAGAUACAAGGCGAGAAGGUUGUUGAUACAGUUGGAGAAACAGAAGGUGAAUUAGACAAUGGUGACAAAUCUGAUAGUACUGAAACAAGUUGAACUUCUAGUUGUAAUGUAUACUAUGUUUUGUAUAGUUAAAAUAUUCUGCAUUGUUUUGCAAUGCCAUUUUGAUACAAAGCAUAUUUAUAGAUAAAUUUGCAUUUUGACAA
Trifolium pratense (red clover) is the source of this 1589-nucleotide messenger RNA. RefSeq lists its product as uncharacterized. The coding region runs from base 802 to 1479 and encodes 225 amino acids. NCBI's taxonomy places the organism in Eukaryota, Viridiplantae, Streptophyta, Magnoliopsida, Fabales, Fabaceae. The record is from RefSeq and is a predicted model, not a curated record. Gene Ontology annotation, molecular function: mRNA binding; protein binding. The transcript has 5 exons.